AUGGCUUGUGGACCGUACAACGCUAUUCGCGCAUUGCGACAGUGCGCCAGUGAUAACUUUUCAGUUAUCCACAAUAUCAACCGGGCAGUUGAGGCCAAGGAGAGCAUACUCUCAAACUUUUACGUCGAUGAUUACUUGGAUAGUGUAAAUACUACUACAGUUGCCAGCACCGAGUCGUUUCCGAGUAAUUCUGAUACCACUGUACUGGGCUUGCACUGGAACCCUAAUAAUGACACUUUAUUUUACAAAGUACGGUUGCCGGUGCUCGAUGCAAUUCCUACUAAACGCAACGUACUAAGCGAUGUCGCACGAUUAUACGACCCAUCGGGAUUAUUGUCGCCGGUGAUCGUAUGGGCCAAGAUUUUUAUCCAGAUGCUUUGGAAGGCAGAGCUGCCAUGGGAUACACCAUUACCAGGCGAUUUACGAGAUGAAUGGUUAACAUUUCGGAAUGGUUUGUACCAGCUUUUCAGUAUUCGGGUGUUGCAUUGGUUGGGCAUGACCAAGACGUCCACGGUAAACUUUCACGGCUUCUGUGACGCCAGCAGCAAAGCUUACGCUGCGGUCGUCUAUGUGCGCAUCGAAGAUCCAGAGGGUGAGGUACGCGUAUCCCUGGUUGCGGCCAAAACAAGGGUAGGACCCAGUAAGAGUACUACAAUUCCACGAAUGGAACUCAGUGCAGCACGACUACUCGCUAUGACAAUGGAAGAGAUUUGUCACGCCUUGCGACUGGACAGCGCAGGUUGUAUGUAUUGGAGUGAUUCGACCAUUGUCCUCCACUGGAUCCAGAAAGCACCGACCGUACUAAAGCCGUAUCAAAUUGCUGAGUUAAGUGAGUGUAUUGAAAAUUCUAACGAUGAAAAUCAACCAAUAUUAUUGCAAACGGUCGUAAAAGAAAUUGCAGCUCUUAGAGCGGAGAACGCACACGUUGUUGCGUUGGUUAAUGCACUCCGCGAAGACAAUAAGCGUUUAAUUUGCAAAACUGAAUGCCUGCAGUCUGAACUUCACUCUUUAAAGAGUACUAUUCGCUUUGAAGAGUUCGCAUCUGCAAUUACUACGCUCUCAGCUGAAGUGAAAGGUGUUCGCAUCGACCUUCGCUCUUCUAUUAACAACAAUACACCCAGUAAACAAUUAGCUCCCUCCACUAAUACUAACGCGGCUUCACCAGCCAACUCUACUUCAGCUCUCAAGUUACGCUCUCUACCUGCUGCUUCUGCAAAACGUACUGAUAAGAGCAAUCGGCAGAUGCGUCAGAGUAUCACUGGCUCUAAUGCAAAUGCACCCGAUCUACCUGCUGCUGAUAGGAAUGCUGCUUCAUCUUCUUCAUCUUUGGCCCCUGGCCUUGUUGCUACUGAUAAUGAUGAAACACCCACGAAUUUCGCUACUAAAGUUGGCGAUUUAUCUUCUGCAAAUGGAAACACAGUUACUGUACAGAACAUUAAUGCUGGAACUGCUGGCAGCGCUUAUGCCUCCAUUCUUGCUCGCGAUAACGGUGGGUAUAAUGCAAAUGCUGUUCAGGAUGGUAUUGCUGUUGGUAUUGCUGCUACUGGCAAACGAACUGAUGAGAACAGUCGACAGAAGCUCUCAGAGUAUCAUUGGCUCUAA
This is a messenger RNA of Rhagoletis zephyria (snowberry fruit fly), 1602 nucleotides long. RefSeq lists its product as uncharacterized. NCBI's taxonomy places the organism in Eukaryota, Metazoa, Arthropoda, Insecta, Diptera, Tephritidae. The record is from RefSeq and is a predicted model, not a curated record.